Messenger RNA from Centrocercus urophasianus (Greater sage-grouse), 780 nucleotides. RefSeq names its product claudin 18 (gene CLDN18). Gene Ontology annotation, biological process: bicellular tight junction assembly; cell adhesion. The transcript has 5 exons. Gene Ontology annotation, cellular component: plasma membrane; bicellular tight junction. The record is from RefSeq and is a predicted model, not a curated record. The coding region runs from base 1 to 780 and encodes 259 amino acids. Gene Ontology annotation, molecular function: structural molecule activity. NCBI's taxonomy places the organism in Eukaryota, Metazoa, Chordata, Aves, Galliformes, Phasianidae.
AUGUCUGUCACCAUAUGCCAGUCCAUGGGCUUCGUGGUAUCAGCCUUAGGAGUAGGAGGAAUCAUUGCAUCGACAUGCAUGGAUCAGUGGAGCACCCAGGACCUGUACAACAACCCGGUGACGGCGGUGUUCAACUACCAGGGCCUGUGGCGCACGUGUGUCCGCGAGAGCUCCGGCUUCACUGAGUGCCGCGGUUACUUCACCAUCCUGGGGCUGCCAGCAAUGUUUCAGGCUGUGAGGGCCCUUAUGAUCGUGGGAAUUGUCCUGGGCAUCCUUGGCCUCUUUGUGUGCAUUUUUGCUAUGAAGUGCAUCCGAAUUGGCACCAUGGAGGAUUCUGCAAAAGCCAAUAUGACUCUGACCUCUGGCAUCAUGUUUAUUAUUGCUGGUCUGUGUGCCAUCACUGGAGUGUCUGUGUUUGCAAACAUGCUGGUCACAAACUUCUGGAUGUCCACAACCAACAUGUACCAGGGAAUGCAGAAUGUCCAGAAUAGGUACACCUUUGGCUCAGCCCUCUUUGUUGGCUGGGUGGCGGGCGGCUUGGCCCUCGUAGGAGGAAUCAUGAUGUGCCUUGCUUGCAAAGGAAUGAUUCCAGAAGAAUCCCGUUACAAGGCGGUGUCCUACAACGCGUCAGGACGGAACAUCUCCUACAGAACAGGACCGUACAAAGCUGGCUCAGGGUACGAGCCUGACACGAAGACUAGGAAGGGUCCAGGGUAUGAAGAAGCUCCUCGGAGCGAGGAUGCAGGACGCUCCUACCCUUCAAAAUACGACUACGUCUAG